Messenger RNA from Gekko japonicus, 719 nucleotides. RefSeq names its product vomeronasal type-2 receptor 26-like. The record is from RefSeq and is a predicted model, not a curated record. The transcript has 2 exons. Gene Ontology annotation, cellular component: membrane. The annotation marks the transcript as partial. NCBI's taxonomy places the organism in Eukaryota, Metazoa, Chordata, Lepidosauria, Squamata, Gekkonidae. Gene Ontology annotation, molecular function: G protein-coupled receptor activity. Gene Ontology annotation, biological process: G protein-coupled receptor signaling pathway.
AUGCAAGUCAUUGUCAAAAGUGUCCAAAAGAUCAGCAUCCAAAUAAGACCCGAGACCAAUGUGUUCCCAAAUAUAUAACCUUCCUGUCCUACGAGGAACCUUUGGGGAUCAUCUUAAAUAUCCUUACACUUUUCUUCACCUUAAUUACAAGUUUGGUUUUGGGAAUCUUCAUUAAAUACUUUGGCACUCCAGUAGUCAAAGCCAACAAUCGGGACCUCUCCUACAUUCUCCUCAUCUCUCUCAUGCUUUCCUUUCUCUCCUCUUUGCUAUUCAUUGGUGAGCCAAGGCAAGUCACCUGCCUUCUCCGACAAACUGCCUUCAGCAUCAUCUUCUCCGUUGCCGUCUCUUCGGUGUUGGCCAAAACGGUCACUGUGGUGGUGGCCUUCAUGGCCUCCAAGCCUGGGAGCAGGAUGAGGAAAUGGCUGGGGAAGAGCUUGGCUAACUUCAUUGUAUACUCGUGUUCCAGCAUUCAAGUGGGCAUCUGCACUCUCUGGCUGGGCAUCUCUCCCCCCUUCCCAGACUCUGACAUGCACUCCCAGACUGGACAGAUCAUACUGCAGUGUAACGAAGGGUCUGUCACUAUGUUUUAUACUGCCCUUGGCUACAUGGGCUUUCUGGCUGCCAUCUGCUUCACUGUGGCUUUCCUAGCCCGGAAGCUGCCUGGGGCAUUCAAUGAAGCCAAGCUGAUCACCUUCAGCAUGUUGCAGCAAGACAAAUAA